CAGCACACCCAACAUUUUCACUCACUGAAAUUUAUUGAGUGAACUUAUUGUAAUAUUUACUGGAUGAUUUUUUAAGCCUCCAUCUGCAUUAUCCAUGAGCUGCGACUUGAAGGACGAUCUCAGGCGCUUCCUGCACUGGGGUCCUAUAACACUUUUCAGUCUCACCUUAUUUGUCACAUGGACGGUGAUCGAAAUGAAUUCCAUGUGGUGGGCUCCUGGCGAAACUUUUGGAUCCGUGUUGAAUUACUCAAUGAUCUGGUUUCUCACCUUUGGCACCUUGCACCACUUCGUGAAGUCUUUAAUAGUGGGUCCUGGAUUUAUCCCACUCGAAUGGCAUCCGGAAAGUGUCAAGGAUACUAAGUUCCUUCAGUUUUGCCUCCGCUGUGAGGGUUACAAGCCUCCCAGAUCGCAUCACUGUCGUCGUUGUGAUCGAUGUGUCAUGAAGAUGGAUCAUCAUUGCCCCUGGAUAAAUACAUGUGUCGGCCAUUUAAAUCAGGACAGCUUUAUCUACUUUCUACUCUUUUUCCUAGCGGCCAGCAUUCAUGGCGGUUUUAUAAUAGUAUCUGCCGUAAUUCGAGGAUUAUCCAAACGCUGGUUGAUCAGAAAAGGAUUUCAACAUUUGGCCACGGUUCAUUUGACUUAUUUAAAUCUAAUGGCCUGUAUGUUAAGUUUUGGCAUAACCACUGGAGCAGGAUUGGCCUGUAUUAAGUUGCUUUACAUGCAGAUUAAGGAGGUCUUAAAGAACCAGACUGAAAUCGAGAGUUGGAUAGUGAAGAAGGCCGUUUUUCGUCGCAACGCAUAUCCUGGCAAUCGAAUUAAGCCAUUUGUUUUUCCCUACAAUCUUGGCUGGCGGGAAAACCUACGUGAAGUCUUUUGGGAUAAUGGCGAUGGCAUAUCUUGGCCAGUUUUACCAGGCUGUAAUCAAUAUACGCUCACUCGGGAACAACUGGAGCAGAAAAAGGAUAAAAGAGCUCGUACUCGCCUAUACAAAUGCAUUCGUCCUGCAACUGGCCAUUGGGUUCCCAUUUUCUCCCAGGGUCUCUGGAUUUCCCUUAAAAUACCUUGCACUGAUGAUCCCCGCAUUAUCCUGGACACUGACGAUCUUAUACAGGUGACUCGCAUUAGUGACUAUUGGCUUUAUGGUGAGAGGAUAAUCUCAGAGGAGGAGAAGGAAAGAGGACUCAGAAGAAAAGGUGCCAUUAGAGGUUGGUUUCCAGCCCGUUGUGCCAUUGAAAUAAUUAACGAAGAAUUUGAGAAAGAGGAGGAAAUGGAUUAUAUGCCAGCAGGAGAACCCUUUCCGAAAAAAGAAGUAUUAAAUAUUAAAUCUGGUGAUGCAAAAGAAAAGAAAACUAACGAAGAAACCACUAAAAAUCACAGGAUCUUCCAAGCUCCCAGUUCAGAUGGAAAACCCAGAAAGCGCCUGCGUGUAAAAUAAAGGGCAUUUAACUUAUCGACUUUAAUACAAGAAACAAAUCCCCGACAUAUGCCGCAAUAAAAUUGCUUUGGUCAACCGACGCAUUAAUCUCUUAA
Messenger RNA from Drosophila ficusphila, 1530 nucleotides. RefSeq names its product palmitoyltransferase ZDHHC6. Gene Ontology annotation, cellular component: Golgi apparatus. Gene Ontology annotation, molecular function: palmitoyltransferase activity. The record is from RefSeq and is a predicted model, not a curated record. Gene Ontology annotation, biological process: protein palmitoylation. The transcript has a single exon. Bases 95 to 1435 code for a protein of 446 amino acids. Lineage: Eukaryota; Metazoa; Arthropoda; Insecta; Diptera; Drosophilidae.